Messenger RNA from Mercurialis annua (annual mercury), 3136 nucleotides. Its product is annotated as MDIS1-interacting receptor like kinase 2-like. Gene Ontology annotation, biological process: hormone-mediated signaling pathway; protein phosphorylation. The record is from RefSeq and is a predicted model, not a curated record. The coding region runs from base 50 to 3115 and encodes 1021 amino acids. Gene Ontology annotation, cellular component: plasma membrane. The transcript has 3 exons. Lineage: Eukaryota; Viridiplantae; Streptophyta; Magnoliopsida; Malpighiales; Euphorbiaceae. Gene Ontology annotation, molecular function: protein kinase activity; protein binding; ATP binding.
CAUAUGCAGAUAGAUCAUGAAUUAGUCUUGAAUUGUAAUUUCUCCAGCCAUGUCUUUCUUUUUAGAAAAAUCACUUCUUCUUUUCUGCCUUGUAAUUUGUUUCCAUAAUUUUCCUUUUGCUUCAUCUGCCACUUCUUUACCAGCUAUUGAAGAAGCCCUUCUGAAUUGGAAAGCCACUCUUGAUAAUCUAAGCCAAUCGUUUCUGCUAUCUUGGGAUACAAGCAAUAAUCUUUGCAAUUCCUGGGUUGGAAUUUACUGUCAGGUUUCAGGAAGGGUCACCAAUAUAAGCCUGUCAGGUUCAGGUCUGAAGGGUACCCUUCAGAAUCUCAACUUCUCGUCGUUUUCCGAUCUUAAUGAUCUUGAUCUUAGCAAUAAUUCAUUCCAUGGCAGUAUUCCUUCUGAUAUUGGUAAACUUUCAAAACUCGACAAUCUUGAAUUGUUUCUCAAUAGCUUUUCUGGUUUAAUUCCUCAAGAAAUUGGAACAUUAAGAGCCCUCACUUAUCUUGAUUUAUCAAACAAUCAACUCAGUGGCGCAAUUCCGACUUCUUUAGGGAACUUGUCGAAGCUAUCAAUUCUUUAUCUUCAUGGCAAUCAACUUUCUUCCCUGCCUCAAGAGCUUGGAAAAUUGAGCUCUAUCACUCUCCUUGCUCUGUCUCAUAACAAUUUCAAUGGUCCAAUCCCUGAUGUUAUCGGAAACCUGACUACGUUAUCGAUGCUUUAUCUCAAUAAUAACGAAUUCAACGGUUCCAUGCCCUCAGCUUUUGGAAAGCUUAGCUCUCUUACCUAUCUUGACUUGGCAUUUAACAAUCUAUUUGGUUCAAUUUCGCCAUUUAUCGGAAACUUGACUAUGGUGUCAACUAUGUUUCUUCAGGAUAAUCAACUUUCAGGAUCCAUACCAGUAGAAAUUGGAUCAAUGGCAUCCCUUACCGGCCUUGAAAUGUCAAACAAUCACCUCAGUGGCCAAAUUCCAGCUUCUAUUGGAAAAUUAAAAAAUAUAUUAUAUCUGUUUCUUUCUAACAAUCAACUUUCUGGAACUCUUCCGCCAGAGAUGAAUAACCUCACUUUCUUACAUCAACUUCAGAUAUAUAGCAACAGAUUGACAGGUCAACUACCGGAUAACGUCUGCCUUGGCGGAAAACUUCAAUAUUUCGCGGUUCUAGACAACUAUUUCACCGGCCUUAUUCCAAGAAGCUUGAGAAACUGCAGCAGUUUAGUAAGAGUUUCUCUUAAAGGAAACCAGCUGACGGGAAAUAUAUCGCAGGAUUUUGGCAUUUAUCCUCACAUGUACUAUUUGGAUUUAAGUGCUAACAGAUUUUACGGCGAGCUUUCAUGGAAAUGGGAAGAAUUUAGAAAUUUGUCAACCUUGAACAUCUCGAACAAUAAUAUCACUGGCAAUAUACCAGUUGAACUCGGAAGUGUGUCUCAAUUGCAUUCUCUUGACCUCUCAUCGAAUCAACUUACGGGAGAAAUUCCAAAAGAACUUCUCAAGUUAACUCUGUUCGAACUCUCUCUCAACGACAAUGAGCUUUCGGGAAAUAUUUCUGAAGAUAUUGGAAUGUUGUCCGGUCUUUACAAUCUUAACUUGGCAGCAAACAAUCUAAGUGGAAGAAUACCCAUACAACUUGGAGAUUGCUCAAAAUUACUGUUCUUGAAUCUUAGCAAGAACAUGUUUUCACACAAUAUUCCUUCAGAAUUUCGCAAUUUACAGUCUCUUGAAAGUCUUGACCUCAGUUACAAUUCCUUAACAAGCCAGAUACCGCAACAGAUCGGAGAGUUGCAAAGACUGGAGAUACUUAAUUUCUCCCACAAUUUGCUGUCAGGUAUUAUUCCUACUAGUUUUGAUUCUUUAUUAAGCUUGACUGUGGUCGACAUAUCAUACAAUGAAUUAAAAGGCCAAAUUCCCAACAUUAAAGCCUUUCAAGAUGCACCAUUCAACUCGCUUCGAAAUAACACCAGCCUAUGCGGUAAUAACACGUUUCUAAAGGCAUGUUCUGUUCCUGCAAACAACAAAAACAGCAGAAGGAAAUAUGGGAAAAGGGUUGUUCCCAUUGUGAUUCCUGUUUUAUGCAGUCUGUUUCUAGUUUUUGUAUUCGCCGGAGGUUUCUUAAUCCUCAAGCAACGAACUAGUACCAGAGAGGCUAAUUCAGGAGAAGAUGAGCAGGGCAUCAUGAAGAUACUGAGUAAUGAUGAAGAUCUGCAAUAUGAAAACAUUGUACAAGCUACUGAGGAUUUUGAUCAAAAGUAUUGCAUUGGGGUAGGAGGGUAUGGAACUGUUUACAAAGCUGUUCUGGCCACGGGCCGAGAGGUUGCUGUGAAGAAACUCCAUCAAUCACAUAAUAAUCUAAAAGCAUUCAGUAAUGAGAUUCGUGUGUUGAUGAAUAUACGCCAUCGGAACAUUGUCAAGUUACAUGGUUUCUGUUCGCAUCCGAAACGCUCAUUUCUGAUUUACAAGUUGAUAGAAAGAGGAAGUUUAAGAAAUGUAUUGAGCAAUGAAGAAGAAGCAAUAGAGUUUGAUUGGAACAAGAGACUAAAUGCGGUUAAAGGAAUAGCUAACGCAUUAUGUUAUAUGCAUAACGACUGUUCUCCUCCGGUUAUUCAUCGAGACAUUUCGAGCAAUAAUGUUCUUUUGGAUUCAGAUUUCGAGGCCUAUGUCUCUGAUUUUGGAACAGCUAGGAUCUUGAUGCCUGAUUCCUCUAAUUGGACCUCAUUUGCAGGCACGUUUGGGUAUACUGCUCCAGAGUUAGCAUACACGAUGGUAGUCAACGAAAAGUGCGACGUCUACAGUUUUGGAGUAGUAACACUCGAAAUAAUAAUGGGAAAGCAUCCGGGUGAUCUCAUCUCAUCUCUUUCGUUGCGGUCACCUUCUUCAACUUCAUCGUCUUCAUCGAUUGUUCAUGAUUCACUAUUGAAGGAUGUAAUCGACCAACGCUUACAAAUUCCUCAAAAUAAAUCAGCUCUAGGUAUUGCAAAUACCGCACAAGUUGCACUUGCAUGCUUGUGCUCCAAUUCUGAAUUCCGACCAACAAUGAGGCAAGUUUGUAAUAAGUUGGCUACACGGCAUCUAUUGACAAAACCAUUGUCCGAAACAAAAUUUGGAGACUUGUUUGGUACAUAAAAUUGCCGAUGACUAAGCCUU